GCAGUGCGUGGAUAACUUAACGUCAGCCAGUCUUAAAACUUCUGUCUACAAAUUGAACUGCUUCAGAACCUGCAACGAGUGUGAAACGUCCGAGAUCUACAAACCAGAAAUGAGUUCACAAAUCCGACAAAACUUCCACCAGGACUGUGAGGCUGCCAUUAACAGGCAAAUAAACCUGGAGCUAUAUGCCUCCUAUGUUUAUCUCUCUAUGGCAUACUAUUUUGAUAGGGAUGAUAAAUCCCUUCCAAAUUUUGUAAAGUUUUUCCACACACAGUCCAAAGAGGAGCGUAAACAUGCUGAGAAGCUGAUGAGUCUGCAGAACCAGCGUGGAGGCAACAUUUUUCUGCAGGACAUUAUGAAACCUGAUAGAGAUGAGUGGGGGAGUAGCCUGGAGGCUCUGGAUUGUUCCUUGCAGCUGGAAAAAAAUGUAAACCAAUCCCUGCUGGACCUGCAGAAACUGGCAGCUGAACACAAUGAUCCUCAUUUGUGUGACUUCAUAGAAACACAUUUUCUGGACGAGCAGGUGAAAUCCAUCAAGCAACUGGGAGACUGGAUAUCCAACCUGCGCCUUAUGGGAGCGCCUCAGAGCGGCAUGGCUGAGUAUCUCUUUGACAAACACACCAUAGCUGCCGAGGAAAGCUAGACUAAACCAGUGGCGGCGCUAGGGGGUGGCUACUUGGGCUCAAGCCCCGGAUGUUUUCUGAAAAGCCCCGGAUGUUUCACUUAAAAAAAAAAAAAAAAGAAUUUUUAAAUUUUUUUUUUUUUU
Gymnodraco acuticeps is the source of this 766-nucleotide messenger RNA. Its product is annotated as ferritin, heavy subunit-like. NCBI's taxonomy places the organism in Eukaryota, Metazoa, Chordata, Actinopteri, Perciformes, Bathydraconidae. The record is from RefSeq and is a predicted model, not a curated record. The transcript has 5 exons. Gene Ontology annotation, molecular function: ferric iron binding; ferrous iron binding. Gene Ontology annotation, cellular component: cytoplasm. Bases 110 to 643 code for a protein of 177 amino acids. Gene Ontology annotation, biological process: iron ion transport; intracellular iron ion homeostasis.